Molecule: messenger RNA, 3345 nt
Organism: Mus caroli (Ryukyu mouse)
Lineage: Eukaryota; Metazoa; Chordata; Mammalia; Rodentia; Muridae
Source: RefSeq, a predicted model, not a curated record
AUGUCGACGCGAAGGUGGGUGAGGCAGACUGCCGCGCUCUUCCUGCUGGCUUUCAUCCUCCACUCCCUGCCCCNACACAUUGCUGCUGAGAAUGCUGCUGAAGUCACCACCACUGAUGAUGUCACAACCACUGCUGGUGUUACCACAAGUGCUGCAGUCCCAUCCACUGGUGAUGUCACAACCACUGCUGAUGUCACCACCACUGCCAAAGUCACAACCACUGCUGAUGCCACCACCACUGCUGAAGUCACAACCACUGAUGAUUUCACAACCACUCCUGAUGUCACCACAACUGCUGAUGUCACCACAACAGCUGAUUUAUCAACCACAGCUGAAGUUACCAGCACUGCUGAUGUCACCACAACUGCUGACCUCACCACAAAACCUGAAAUCACAACAACUCGUGAUGUAACCACCACUUCUGAAGUCACAACAACUUCUGAUGUCAUCACCACUGAUGAUGUCACAACCACUAGUGAUUUCACCACCACUAGUGAUGUCACCACAACGGCUGAUGUUACCACCUCGGCUGAAGUCACCACUACUGCUGAAGUCACCACCACUGAUGAUGUCACCACCACUGCUGACAUCACUACCACUGCUGAAGUCACAACCACUGAUGAUGUCACAACCACUGCUGGUGUUACCACAAGUGCUGCAGUCCCAUCCACUGGUGAUGUCACAACAACUGCUGACCUCACCACCACUGCUGAAGUCACAACCACUGGUGAUUACACAACCACUCCUGAUGUCACCACCACUGCUGAUGUCACAACAGCUGAUGUCACAACCACAGCUGAAGUUACCAACACUGCUGAUGUCACCACAACUGCUGACCUCACCACAAAACCUGAAAUCACAACAUCUGCUGAUGUAACCACCACUGCUGAAGUCACAACCACUUCUGAUGUCACUACCACUGAUGAUGUCACAACCACUGGUGAUUUCACCACCACUAGUGAUGUCACCACAACGGCUGAUAUUACCACCACAGCUGAAGUCACCACCACUCCUGAUGUCACCACCUCUGCUGAUGUCACCACAACAGCUGAUUUCACCACAACUGCUGAGGUCACCACCACUGAUGAUGUCACAACCAUGUCUGAAGUCACAACCACUGGUGAUGUAACCACCACUGCUGAUGUCACCACCACAGCUGAAGUCACCACCACUCCUAAUUUCACCACCACUCCUGAUGUCACCACAACUGCUGAAGUCACCACCACUGAUGAUGUCACAACCACUGCUGGUGUUACCACAAGUGCUGCAGUCACAACCAUUGGUGGUGUCACCACUGCUGACAUCACCACCACUUCUGAAGUCACAACAACUUCUGAUGUGACCACCACAGGUGAUAUCACCACCACAGUUGAAGUCACCACCACUCCUGAUGUCAACACUACUGCUGAAGUCACAACCACUGGAGAAGUCACUACAACUCCUGAUGUCACAACCACUCCUGACAUCACCACCACUGCUAAAGUCACAACCACAGGAGAAGUCACUACAACUCCUGAUGUCACCACUACUCCUGACAUCACCACCACUGCUGAAGUCACAACCACUGGAGAAGUUACAACUGCUGAUGUCACCACCACUCCUGACAUCACCACUACUCCUGACAUCACCACCACUGCUGACUUCACAACCACUGGAGAAGUUACGACAACUGCUGAUUACACCACUCCUCCUGUCAUCACCACCACUCCGGACAUCACCAGCACUGCUGAAGUCACAACCACUGGAGAAGUCACAACAACACCUGAUGUCACCACCACUCCUGACAUCAACUCCACUGCUGAAGUCACAACCACUGGAGAAGUCACAACAACUCCUGAUGUCACCACCUCCCCUGACAUCACCUCCACUGCUGACGCCACAACCACUAGAGAGGUCACGACAACUCCUGAUGUCAUCACCACUAUUGACAUCACCACCACUGCUGAAGACACAACCACUGGAGAAGUCACAACAACACCUGAUGUCACCACCACUCCUGACAUCACCACCACUGCUGAAGUCACAACCACUGGAGAAGUCACAACAACACCUGAUGUCACCACAACUCCUGACAUCACCACCAAUGCUGAAGUCACCACCACUCCUGAAAUCACCACCACUGCUGAAGUCACAACUACUGGAGAAGUCACCACAACUCCUGAUAUCACCACCACUCCUGCUUUAACCACCACUGCUGAAAUCACAACCACUGGAGAAGUCACCACAACUCCUCAUGUCACCACCUCCCCUGACAUCACCACCACUGCUGAAGUCACAACCAGUGGAGAGGUCAAGACAACUUCUGAUGUCACCACCACUCCUGACAUCACCAGCACUGCUGAAGUCACAACCACUGGAGAAGUCACGACAAGUCCGUAUGUCACCACCACUCCUGACAUCACCACCACUGCUGAAGUCACCACCACUCCUGAAAUCACCACCACUUCAGAANUCACAACCACUAUAAAAGUUACCACUACUCCUGAGCCCACUACCACCCUAGCACCUACCACUACUGCAGUGAAUUGCAUGAACGGAGGGUCCUGGACAGGUGACAAGUGCAUCUGCCCCAACGGCUUCGGGGGGGAUCGCUGUGAGAAUAUAGUCGACGUGGUCAUCUGCGAGAACGGAGGCACGUGGGACGGGCUCAAAUGUCAGUGCACCAGCCUCUUCAUCGGGCCACGGUGUGAGGAAGUGGUGGAGAGUGGCGUAGAGAUAGAGCAGAAGCAGGAGGAACUCAGUCUGAUGAUCCCCAGCGCCCAAGUAAAANGCUGGGUGUGGCGGCGCAUACCCAUAAUGCCAGUCAAAGGCAGUAUCGUGGUGGAUUAUGAUGUCAUCCUGAAGGCCAAGUACACCCCAGGAUUCGAAAACACAUUAGAUACCGUCGUCAAAAACCUGGAGACAAAAAUCAAGAAUGCAACAGAAGUUCAAGUACAAGAUGCCAAUAAUACCUGUUCAGCUUCUUGGAACAAAGGCUCCCAAGCUGAUUCAAGCUGCCUGAUCACGGAUACUCACUGGUACAGUGGGGAAAACUGCGACUGGGGCAUCCAGAAAAGCCUGGUGUAUGGACUUGUGGGAGCCGGCGUGGCAGUGCUGUUGGUGAUCCUCGUGAUCCUCCUCGUGUUCUCCAUCCGCUUCAGAAAAGAUGCGCAAAGGCAAAGGUCCAGAGUGUCUGAGAUGUACAAGUGGGGUGAAGAGGAGGGCAGAGCAUCUCCUGGAACCUUCCACAACUUUGGUUUUGACCACAAUGAAGAACGAGAAAACUACACACCCUUGGACUCUGUCUACAGCAACUUCCAGCCUUCCCUAAGCCACAUAAACCCAGAAAGAAAGGUAUGUCCUUGA